AUGGGAAAUUAUAAAUCUAGACCAACGCAAACUUGUACUGAUGAGUGGAAGAAAAAAAUUAGUGAAGCAUAUGCUGUAAUCAUUGAAAGAUUAGAAGAUGACCUGUUAAUCAAAGAAAAGGAGCUUACAGAGCUGAGGCAUGUUUUCAGCUCUGAUGAAGCUUUCAGCAAAGUGAAUUUAAAUUACCGCACAGAAAAUGGGCUAUCUCUUUUACAUCUGAGUUGUAUUUGCAAUGGACAUAAAACACAUAUUCGGACCCUUAUGCUAAAAGGUCUGCGCUCUAGGCUGACAAGAAAUGGAUUUACAGCUCUGCAUUUAGCAGCUACAAGUAAGGACAAUGCAGAACUUCUAACGGCCUUACUGCACAGUGGAGCUGAUGUUCAACAAGUUGGCUAUGGAGCACUUACCGCUCUUCAUAUUGCUACAAUAGCUGGUCAUCAUGAGGCUGUUGAUAUACUUCUGCAACAUGGUGCUUAUGUUAAUGUUCAAGAUGCAGUCUUUUUUACCCCUUUACACAUUGCAGCAUAUUAUGGUCAUGAACAGGUAACUCGACUCUUAUUGAAAUGUGGUGCUGAUUUGAAUGUGAGUGGAGAAGUUGGAGAUAGACCUCUUCACUUAGCUUCUGCCAAAGGAUUUCUCAAUGUUGCAAAGCUUUUGAGAGAAGGAACCAAAGCAGAUGUCAAUGCUCAAGACAAUGAAGACCAUGUUCCUCUCCACUUCUGCUCUCGAUUUGGACAUCAGGAUAUUGUCAAGUUCUUGCUCCAAAGUAAUUUUGAAGUCCAAUCCCAUGUGGUUAACAUUUAUGGGGAUACACCACUACACUUGGCUUGCUACAAUGGAAAAUUUGAAGUUGUAAAGGAGUUAAUCCAACUUUCAGGAACAGAAAGUCUCACUAAGGAAAAUAUAUUUAGUGAAACUGCCUUUCAUAGUGCAUGUACCUAUGGCAAGAACAUAGAAAUGGUGAAGUUUCUUCUUGAUCAGAAUGUAAUGAGUCUGAAUCACCAGGGUAGAGAUGGACAUACAGGGUUACAUUCUGCCUGCUAUCAUGGCCAUAUCCGCCUCGUCCAAUUUUUGCUGGACAAUGGAGCUGAUAUGAAUCUAGUAGCCUCUGACGCCAGCAGAUCCAGCGGUGAAAAAGAUGAACAAACCUGUUUGAUGUGGGCCUAUGAAAAAGGACACGAUGCUAUUGUCACCCUUUUGAAACAUUACAAAAGACCCCAGGAUGAAUCCCCUUGUAAUGAAUACUCUCUACCUGGAGGAGAUGGAUCAUAUGUGUCAGUUCCUUCUCCUCUAGGGAAGAUUAAAAGUAUGACUAAAGAAAAGGCAGAUGUUCUCCUACUUCGUGCUGGUUUGCCAUCCCACUUUCACCUCCAGCUCUCAGACCUAGAGUUCCAUGAAAUUAUUGGCUCAGGAUCAUUUGGAAAGGUGUACAAAGGAAGGUGCAGAAAUAAAAUAGUUGCAAUCAAACGUUACCGAGCCAAUACAUAUUGCUCUAAAUCAGAUGUCGAUAUGUUUUGCCGUGAAGUUUCCAUUCUGUGCCGACUCAAUCAUCCUUGUGUUAUCCAAUUUGUUGGUGCUUGUUUGGACGAUCCAAGUCAGUUUGCCAUAGUCACUCAAUAUAUAUCUGGAGGAUCUCUCUUUUCACUGUUGCAUGAGCAAAAAAGAAACCUCGACUUGCAGUCCAAAUUAAUCAUUGCAGUGGAUGUUGCUAAAGGUAUGGAGUAUCUUCACAAUCUUACCCAGCCAAUUAUACAUCGUGACUUAAACAGUCACAAUAUUCUCUUGUAUGAAGAUGGCCAUGCUGUUGUUGCUGAUUUUGGAGAAUCAAGAUUGCAGUCUCUGGAUGAGGACAAUAUGACAAAGCAACCUGGGAAUCUGCGCUGGAUGGCCCCUGAAGUAUUCACACAGUGUACACGGUACACCAUAAAAGCUGAUGUUUUCAGCUAUGCCUUGUGUCUCUGGGAACUGUUAACAGGAGAAAUCCCAUUUGCUCACCUGAAGCCAGCCGCUGCAGCAGCUGAUAUGGCCUAUCAUCAUAUCAGACCUCCAAUCGGCUAUUCAAUCCCCAAGCCUAUCUCCUCUUUGUUAAUGAGGGGCUGGAAUGCAUGUCCUGAGGGAAGACCUGAGUUUUCUGAAGUAGUGUCCAAAUUAGAAGAAUGUCUGUGCAACAUAGAGCUGAUGUCACCAGCCUCCAGCAACAGCAGUGGUUCCUUGUCACCAUCCUCCUCGUCAGACUGCCUACUCACCCGGGGAUGCCCUGGACGCAGCCAUGUUGCUGCUUUGCGUAGCCGUUUUGAAUUGGAAUACGCCCUGAAUUCAAGAGCUCAUGGGACGUGGUCCCAAAGCACUGGUCAGCAGUCUUCUCAAGGCCUUUCUUUGGAAGAGAUGAGAAGAAAUUUUCAAUGCUCACCUAUUGACCAAAAUGGUUAUGUGUCGGAUCCCAUGAGUACACUGCGAUUUCCUUCCUGCAGCAACAGUGGCAGCUUUGAAGACAGUGGCUGA
Thamnophis elegans (Western terrestrial garter snake) is the source of this 2502-nucleotide messenger RNA. RefSeq names its product serine/threonine-protein kinase TNNI3K-like. Gene Ontology annotation, molecular function: protein kinase activity; ATP binding; RNA polymerase II-specific DNA-binding transcription factor binding. Lineage: Eukaryota; Metazoa; Chordata; Lepidosauria; Squamata; Natricidae. Gene Ontology annotation, biological process: protein phosphorylation; regulation of transcription by RNA polymerase II. The record is from RefSeq and is a predicted model, not a curated record. Gene Ontology annotation, cellular component: nucleus.